AUUACUGAUUUUAUUUGGGCACCAGCAACAACUGGGCCAAUCUGACCCAAGCCUUGACUCCUGCUGAGGAAGACUCUGGGGUCUGCAGGGUCAAACCAGGUUUUUCCCAGCACUGGUGGUGUGUUGAGGGCUGCCAUCAACAGCUCUCAGUGCCCAUCCUAGAGUCAUCACCCCUGCUUCCCUGCCCUGCCUGGUUGGGUAGGCGCUGCGGGUACAGAACUGAGGAGUGUGAUGCAAAUGAAGGGGAGCAACUCCUGAUCCUCAGCUCUCCCCAGAAUGCUGCCAAGCACAAAAAUGGCCAGAGAAAAUUACAGCAACUGCCUCAUCUGCCAGGACACUCCAAAGGACGUGGCUUCUGCUCUGCCCUGUCAACACCAGUUCUGCCUGGGCUGCAUCCUACGAUGGACACAGACAAAUCCAUCAUGCCCACUCUGCAGGACACCAGUAGAGACUGUCAGGUUUUCUGAGCGGGGUGAACAGGACUAUCUGCUGUUUGCUGUCAUCUCCCUUGAAGAGUCACUAGAGACCAGCAGCCACACAGGUGCAGCUCCCAUCCUCCUGGAUGAAAACAGCCCCCGUGGCCCUCUGGUGUCCUCUGCACCUUCUCCACAGGGAGCACUGUCCACAGCUGAGCAGGAUGCUGCAGGACCAGAGCCUGUGGGUGGCCUCCUGCCCGAGGUGUGGGCGAGACUGUUCCAACAACAACAGCACCUCCUUGAUCCUGUGCGGCCCUGGCUGUGCCAGAAGCUGGAAGCAAUAUUCCAGGACCAGUGGUGGCUGGUGCAAGUUGCACAAAGCAGCAUCUUGCAUGAUCUCUGCCUCCAUGGUCUGAACAUGGAGAACUUGGUCCAGACACUACAGAACUGCCUUGGGGAGCACACAGCACCCCUGCUCCAUGGCCUCAUCCCUGUCAUUGUGGCCCAGGGCAGCGAGGAGGCCCAGAGGCUGCUGCUUUUCUGCAUUGGCAGGGAGGACACUGACAACCUUGUGGCCAGUGCCAGCUCCAGGUCCAGCAGUUCCCAGAAGAGGAUUUCUGCCAGUGUCCCUACAGGAUUAAACGUGGAGGAGGAAGCAAGAACAUCAGAGGCUGCCCUCCAAGGAGGUCCCAGGCACCUCCCACCUGUGCCCAUUCCUGCAGAGUGGGACCAGCCCCAGGAGGAGCCAGAGCAGGAAGUGAUGCCAGGUCCAUCUGCCCAGGGCAGCAUCUUCAGCCAGGUACAGGGCUGGGACCAGUCUCACAGGAAGCCUCGGCAUGCCCAAAAGAGAAGAGCAUCCAGCCCCCAGGAUUCUCCCCCACCCAGCAAGAGGCCAAGGCCGGCACCUAUGCAACCCUGCCACACUGAGGGGCUCUUUUCAGAGGAAGUGAUGAAACCUGGACCAAGCAAGCCCAUGGCAACUUUGGGAAACAACUGCAUCUUCCCAGAUCUUGCUUCCAUACAGUGCCUGGUGAAGUCCCAGUUGGGGCAGUCCUCUGAUUCCAAGGGUCCGAGGUCCUUCAGUAACUGAGAGAACCUGACACGCUGAAAUGUGAGCACAUUUGAAAAUGUAUUCUGAGAUACUGCAGUGAUGCUGGAAUGAAGGAGUUAACCGUAAUAAAUUAGCCAUUUAUACUCUUGUACACCAGCUGACAGUUUUGUUAUAUUACACUGUAAGUAUUGAACUGCAAGGAGUCCAGGUGGAAUAAUGGGCAAGGAGUAUGUGGAAAACUUGCCUUCCUAAGUGAAUGCUUUCUUCAUCUAGCUUGCUGAAAAUAAAUUGCUGUAAUUGAACUG
This is a messenger RNA of Oenanthe melanoleuca, 1772 nucleotides long. RefSeq lists its product as uncharacterized. Gene Ontology annotation, biological process: protein monoubiquitination; protein polyubiquitination. Gene Ontology annotation, molecular function: ubiquitin protein ligase activity. Bases 277 to 1506 code for a protein of 409 amino acids. NCBI's taxonomy places the organism in Eukaryota, Metazoa, Chordata, Aves, Passeriformes, Muscicapidae. The record is from RefSeq and is a predicted model, not a curated record. The transcript has 2 exons.